AUGGACGGCGGGAAGGGCGAGCUGCUGAGCAUCAUCUCGUGCAUCGAGCUCGGGCCAAACUGCACGGAGACCCUGGCGCUGUCAGCAGGACCCACGUGGAGGGGUAACGGCUCGGCUCUGGAUGCGUACCGGCUCGUGGAGCACCAGCUUCCCGCCUCGGCGGCUCCAACGUUGGCCAAUAUGUUGCUGAAGGUGAGACGUGGAGGGACAAAAAAAUAUGUCAAACUGGACGAAGUCCACUUCUCAGACUUCAUCAGAGCAGUGCAACAGAAGUUUCUCAUAGCAGAAAACACAAUGCUGAAAGUCACCGAUGAGCAAGGCAUAGAGGUGGAUGAGGAUGUCUUUCCUGAAGUGGCAACAGUCCAAGACAUUUGUUUUGUCAUCUACACUGAUUAUGGUAAGAUGGUGGAGCAGGUUCUAAUUUCUAAGCCGGCAGGGUUGACUGUGAUCAAAGAGUACGACGAUACUGGGAGUCUGAAAGAUUCCACCAGGCGAUUAAUGGUGAACAUCAUUGUAGCUCACAUGUAUGAAAAGGAAGGGAGAGGUGUAAGUAAAGCGACGGAGUUCCAUGCACUUGGGAUUGUGUCACUUUUCCCAUCUCUUAAGGACCCUUACUCAACAAAAGGAUAUAUUCUGCAAGAUUUCUCAUUGAUGUUCGGAGCCGAAACUGCAUCCAGGUUCCUGGAAAGAUGGAACAGCGGUUUUAAAGACAAAGUCCUACGAGAGGCCAGGGACCUUAGAGAGACUCCUCUUCUGAAAAAUCAGCUGAAAUCUGCGCUGAAUGAAGCAUCUGACACCGAUGAGCCAGAGUGGGACAGCGACAUGGCUUCUCUUCUUGUCUUGCUGCAUAUUCUCACUCCACAACCAGCUGGAAGGAAGCGGGCCAAGAAAAUCAGUGUCAGAGAGGCAAUAGAUCAUCUGGUGAUUUUUCACAAGUCCUGCAAGAGCCUUGAGGAUCACCUCAUGACCAUUGAGGGAACCCACCAGCCGUAUCUUCUGGCCACAGGCACUUCAAAGGCACAGGUUUUCAGCUUCUACAUCGUAUUGGACAAAAAGCUUCUUCCUUGUCAGUCACAACACAAACACAAAUUUUUCUAAGAUUGUGUAAAGAACUUCAAGAAUUUGACAGUAUCACUUGCGAAAAAACACCAGUUUGCAUUAGCUUAUCAUUGGGAAUGCUUGACUUUAAAACCAGUUCAGUCUGGUCCAGUUAAAAUGUGUGUACUUGAAACACAAGACUAUACAGAAGAUAUAUCUGCAUAUCUCAGAAUUGAUCCACAAGCCACUGUCAACCUCACAAGCUGGGUAAAGUGUUGUGGGGUUGAAUAUCGAGUUGGCCUCUUUGUUUGUACAAGCACCGAUGAAAACAUGCCGGUGUUCAGCAAAAUAACCUGUAUCAUUCUUCACAAUGGAAAAGUUAUUUUUGUUUUGGUCG
Messenger RNA from Gymnodraco acuticeps, 1435 nucleotides. RefSeq lists its product as uncharacterized. The record is from RefSeq and is a predicted model, not a curated record. The transcript is spliced from 8 exons. NCBI's taxonomy places the organism in Eukaryota, Metazoa, Chordata, Actinopteri, Perciformes, Bathydraconidae. Bases 1 to 1098 code for a protein of 365 amino acids.